This is a messenger RNA of Triplophysa dalaica, 1455 nucleotides long. RefSeq names its product solute carrier family 2, facilitated glucose transporter member 1 (gene slc2a1c). Lineage: Eukaryota; Metazoa; Chordata; Actinopteri; Cypriniformes; Nemacheilidae. The coding region runs from base 1 to 1455 and encodes 484 amino acids. The record is from RefSeq and is a predicted model, not a curated record. Gene Ontology annotation, biological process: monosaccharide transmembrane transport. Gene Ontology annotation, cellular component: membrane. The transcript is spliced from 10 exons. Gene Ontology annotation, molecular function: hexose transmembrane transporter activity.
AUGGCUAAAAAGGAGAAUCAGCUGACUGUUACGUUGUUGAUCUCCAUCAUGGCAGCGGUGCUCGGCUCCCUCCAGAUAGGAUACCACACAGGCAACAUCAAUGCCCCAGCCCGAGUAAUUGAGGAGUUUUUCAACACAACAUGGAUAUCCAGGCACAAUCAGUCAAUGCCAGAGCAGAGUCUUACUUUCCUGUGGUCCCUCUCUGUUAGCAUUAAGGACUUUGGUGCGCUACUUGGUUCACUGGGGGUCAAAGGUCUUGCUGACACUUUCGGGAGGCGUAAUGCCAUUCUCACAGUGAAUGCCUUAUCUGUGGUGGGUGCCUUUCUGAUGUCUAUGAGCAAAGCUACAGGAUCAUUUGAAAUGCUUAUUGUGGGUAGGCUGAUCUUUGGUUUGUUCUGUGGCCUGGUGAUGAGCUUGAACCCACUGUAUAUCCAGGGAGUCUCCCCCACAAACCUCCGUGGUGCUUUUGCCACUUUGAAUCAGGUCUCUUUCGCCUCAGGCAUUCUGCUGGGCAUGGUCGUGGGAUUGGAAACAGUAUUGGGAACAGAGGAAAACUGGUCCCUCAUGCUUUCCCUGUCCCUCAUACCUGCAGCACUCCAGUAUGUGAGCCUUCCUUUCUGUCCUGAGAGUCCCCGCUACCUCUUUAUUAACAAGGGAAAAGAAAAGGAAGCAGAGGCCGCCCUGAAAAGACUUCGGGGAAAUCCAGAGAUGGUGAUGAAAGAAAUGGAGGAGAUGAGAGAGGAAGCUGCUCAUAGUGAAACAGGAGUGACUGUCAGAGAAUUCCUCAGGAAGCGACGCUACAGGCAGCCAAUAAUACUUGUGCUUAUCAUAAACCUGUGCAGCCAGUUAUCUGGGUUUAAUGCGAUCAUAAAUUAUUCAACUAAAAUGUUUGCCCAGUCCAAUUUUGAUGAAGCCAAAUAUUUGACGCUAGGAGUAGGGGCAGUUAAUGUGGCAUUUACCGUAGUAGCAUUUUUCCUGGUGGAAAGAGCUGGCCGCAGAAAGUUGUUGCUUGCUGGAUUUCUGUCAUUAGCCAUCUGCAACCUGCUUAUGACCAUCACAUACUCCCUUUUGAACAUAUUUCCAGACAUCCGAAAUAUUCAGGUACUGGUGGUUUUCUUCCUGAUCUCAGCUUAUGAGGUGGGACCUGGACCAAUUUCAUGGUUUAUUGCUGCUGAGCUUUUUGACCAGUCGGCCCGUCCUAUUGCAAUGGCCUUCACCAGCAUGCUGAACUGGGGAGGGAAGUUUCUUUUAGCACUGCUCUUUCCACCUCUGCUGAAUAUGUGUGGGGCCUAUGUUUAUCUUCUCUUUAUGUGUAUGGCCCUGUUCGCCUUCACCUUCAACAUGUUUCGUCUUCCUGAAACCAAGGGACGCACUUUCGAUGACAUUGCGGCUGAGUUUCGUGGAGCAGAGGGUAUUCCACUACAUAACAAGAUGACCUUUAACACAUUCACCUGA